AGUAGUAGUAGGAAAGGAUCGCAGAUUACUUUGACUGACCUCAAAAUUUGAUUCGAACGCGUCCUGAAGCGGCAUUUCUGUUUGCGCGUACUAGUAAUCAGUGGUCGCGCUUCGUUAGCUUCUAAAAAAAAAAAGGAGAACAUAGCGAGCGCCGAUUAAAGGAAACGAAAGGUUCAACCUUUAGCUUCUACGACAUUUGCCAGUUCUACGGAGUUUAACCUGGUUUUUUCCUCCCCUCCCAAAAAACAACAUCUUUAGGUGCUGCACCAUGUUGGUACGGAGCAUCACCAGGUGCAUUCUGCCCGUCGUCAAGGCGACCAGCUACUCGUGCUCGCCUCACUUUGAGCGCAGCAACGUCCCUGUGGUCCCCACAUCAAUCCUGCCACCGAACAACAAGUCGAUGCCAACAUCUCUCCUCGACCCUGAGCGAUUGGGGGAGCUCGGAUGUGGUACAGGUCAGCCUGCCCAGCGUGGGCGCCGAAAACCGCUGGUGUGGAAGCGCCGAAAGCCGUGGUUCGACCAUCAGUGGUCCCUCGAUCUCCAGCGCGUGAAGAAGGGUCCUGAGACGCCACACUUUCCCGACGGUGUGCCCUUCACGCAGAUUCGCGCCUUCCAGUCUUUUGCCGGACGUGCGUGGAAGAUUAACGCUGGUCGGCGGCGCAAGAUUCGUUUGUCGCUGAAGCGCGGUCGCAGGAAGCUGCUUUAA
Messenger RNA from Leptomonas pyrrhocoris, 706 nucleotides. RefSeq lists its product as hypothetical. Lineage: Eukaryota; Euglenozoa; Kinetoplastea; Trypanosomatida; Trypanosomatidae. The transcript has a single exon. The record is from RefSeq and is a predicted model, not a curated record. Bases 269 to 706 code for a protein of 145 amino acids.